AUUCAUUUCAUCUGUUUGGCUGCUGCUAUUAGCAAGCAUUUUUCAUAUUUGCUACAUUUUAGCAAAAGUAAACGAAAUAUGUAAUAUGAACGCAAUGCAAUAUUGAAGUUAUUGAAUGUGACUAACAUAUGAGAACGAAUUGGUCUCUAACAAAAACAAGUUAUUACUAGUAACUAUAAAAGUUUAAAAAUACUUCAACUUUAUGUCCAACAAUAUUCAUGCAAGGGAGGCGGUGCGAGUAAAAGUGAAGAAAUGUGAACAAAACAUACCGCCAGAAUGGCGUAAAUUUAGUGUUGACCCACAAAUCACCUCUCUUGAAGUCCUGUACUCCUUAUUGGCGAAGGCAUUCGAUAUUAAAUCAGAUUUUUCUAUUAAAUAUAAGGCUUAUGAUCCAGCAGGCAAUGAAACCUAUUUAUCUGUAUUGUCAGACUGGGAUCUCGAUGCUGCUUUCUUGCGUAUACAUAACAUAUCCAUACAAACAGCAACUGAGCCUUGUCUUAUGCUGCAGAUAGACGUAAAGCCAUUUACUGAAGUGAAGGACUGGGAUACUGAUUCAACUGGCACAAGCACAAUAUUGCAUGGAGUAAGUAAUAGUAAAAGUGCAAAUAUGUUGGCGCAACAAGCUAUGCCAUCGAGUGGCACUCGUGAAAUUAUGUCACCAUUGCAGCAAUCUUUUGGGGCUUCACAAAAAUAUAUGCAACAUAUGCAAACACGAUUGCCUGGCUUGAUAAUGAAUCAUAUGGAAAAGACAUUUUCAAUAGUGCAGAAAGCGUUUAACUUAUCGGAAGAAACAAUGGCUACGUUACCUCCACGCAUUCCUCUUUCUGAUAAUGAAUUCCGUUUAUUUUUGGAUGCAGUCGGUCAAAUACAACGCAGUGAUGAAUUGCGUAAAGUGAUUUUUUUCGGUGGUAUCGAUCCUAGUUUAAGGCGUGUUGUUUGGAAACAUAUUUUAAAUGUUUAUCCAAGUGGUAUGAAUGGGCACCAGCGUAUGGAUUAUAUGCGUAGAAAAUCGGAAAAUUAUUAUAAAUUGCGAGAUACAUGGAAAGCUGCUAUCAAACAAGGCUGUGUUGUAGGGGAGCUAUCAUAUGUUACCAGUAUGGUUAAAAAAGAUGUACUUCGUACCGAUCGAUUACAUCCUUUUUAUGCAGGCAGUGACGACAAUCAAAAUAUAGCAUCACUUUUUAAUAUACUAACAACUUAUGCACUUAAUCAUCCAUCGGUUAGUUACUGUCAAGGCAUGUCGGAUAUUGCAUCACCAUUACUUGUAACCAUGAACGACGAAGCUCAAGCAUAUGUAUGUUUUUGUGCCAUAAUGGCGCGAGUACGUGGAAACUUUAUGUUAGAUGGUGAAGCAAUGACAAAGAAGUUUGCACACUUAACUGAAGCACUUAGUUUUUAUGAUCCAGAAUUUUGGGAUUACUUGAAAUCCCAGCAGGCAGAUGACUUAUUGUUUUGUUAUCGUUGGUUAUUGCUUGAAUUGAAACGGGAAUUUCCAUUUGAAGAUGCCUUAAGAAUGUUAGAAGUUCAAUGGAGUUCUCUUAAACAUGAUGCACGACCGGACAGGGAAUUGUAUCUAUAUGAAAAGGAAUUUGUGCCUAUUUUGGAAAGUUCAACACCUAACACAUCUAGUUCAUAUUCUAGCUCUGGUGGUCCCCCAAUUAGCCCUUCGUAUAUGUUAGUAAAACAGCGUGAAAAUCCCUAUACAAAGGUGUGUGCUCUAAGACGCCAAAGCUCUUCCGCUUCGUUGAGCUCAUUAAGUUCGUCAUUGGGUAACAACACGUGUUCGCUUAAUUCAUCAAAACAUCUAAAUCAAAGUCUUGACGAUAAUAUACCACGUCGUGCUACACGUCGACAACGACAUAUUUCUGCUAAAGCCCAUCAAAGUCUUGAUGAAUCAAAAAUGUUGAUGCUUUUAGAAGGUGAAAAUGAAACCAAAACAGAAACGGAAAUUGAAUCUGGAAUAAGUGACACAAACACUGCAAAUAUUACUGGAGCAGAUAUAGAAGACGAUGUAUUUUUAACCAACUCAAGCAAUAAGGAAUCUGAUCAUUUUAUUUUUCAUCCAACAAAUCCUUUUAUAGAAGACGCACAAUGUGCUGUACAGACAAAUAAUAAUGAAACACCAAAUGACCAGCACUUAGACCAAAUUACAUUAGCUGACAAUAAACAAGCAAUUAUAUCAAAAUUAUUUUUAAAUAGUUCUUCAUCGUCACCGACAGAAGACGAUACGAGCGAAGACAGUAGUAAACCGACAAGUAACUCAGCUGAAAUUCCAAAAGGCAUAGCAAAGUUACAAAAUAAAAAUGUGCUUUCCAAUUACAAUGUUGUAAGCAAUAUAAUUGCAAAACAGAUUGCGAAUGCGACAAGUGUCGGUGAGAGUAUGAAGCGCGUGAGUACUAACAGUGGUGGACAUUUUAAAGAUUUGAAGGAUAAAAUUGCAGCUACAAGUAGAAGAGGACUUGCGACUGAGGAAACAAAUACUGUUAAUGAAAAAUCGCAACAGAAACUAGUCAAAAAUUUUAAUGAAUUUCUUAACUUUGCUUCAGCAAAUAAAAAUCGCAUUGCGGAUAAAUUUACAUUAACAAAUAGCAACUCCUCUAUUAAUACAGCACCAGACAAGGAUAAAUCUAAAUCGCCGUCACCCACUCGUAUGCAGAGUACAACAGGAACAAUACAACAACACGCUUUAGUGCAGUUAACAAAGAAUGCCUUCGUCAAAUCAUUAGAUGAUUCUGAUUCAUCUUCUGUGCCUGAAACAACAUGGAGUGGCUCAACUGCCGCGACCGCAAUUCAACAAACAAAUAAUUUGAGCAGCAAUAGUUUGCAUUUGGAGUUAAACUCACUUUCUUCAACUAGGGCGCACACACCAGACAAGACACCAGUUUUAGAACAAACAUUGGUCGAAGAGGUAGAUAAAGCUACUGACAAUAUCUUUAGUAUUCCUUUCAAUGACGAUAUUGUUUCCACACCUGAUGAUAAUCAAGAUCAAGAAUACUAUCCGAUGACAACUGCUAUCACACGAGAAUUACGUUUAGAUGCUGACAAUUUAGAUCGUCAGGUGUUUGGAGAACCAUUAGCAACCAAUGUGCAUACCAAUUGUGACAUUGAAUAUGAAAAAUUAGAUAAAGAUUCUUUAGAUUUGGUUGAAGAUUUAAAAGAAAAUGAAAUAAUUAAAUGCCCUGAUAUAAGCGAAUUAUUAAAACGACGUAGAAAUCGUGAUGCCAAGUCUAGAAGCAGUAUUGAGCCUUUACAAAAUUUGACAAAAGAAAAUAGUAAAGAGAACUUUAGGGAAAUGUGGUCGCAUUCGAAGUUAUUCAAUCAUAGUUUAAAUAGUAAAGACAAUAGUAUUCUAAUGGACGAACCCGCUGGAGCGUUAUUAGCGAGUACUUUGGAGACUCUUAAAUUAAAUCCAUUUAUUGAUGAAAGUGAAAUAGUAGCCGACACCUUAAUAGGUAAUUCUAGCAUACCAAACAGCAAUAGCUUGCCAGAAGUGCUUGUGCCAAUUUCUACAGAUAUCUUAGAUACAGCGCCCGUUGAAAUGGCGACUAACGCUACAGAUGAUAUAGCCUUCAUCAAAUCUCCGCAAAAAAUAGGUGAGAGUAAUGACAGUCCCACUACAAGUAGUCGACCACCAACACCACCCAUAUUGCCUCCCCCCACAGAGUUUGGCGGUGGCAAUCCUUUUCUAAUGUUUCUUUGUCUUACUUUACUGCUGCAACAUCGUAACACCGUGAUGAAGAGCGGUAUGGAUUACAAUGAAAUUGCUAUGCAUUUUGACAAGAUGGUGCGUAAACACAAUGUGACACGAGUGCUCAACCAAGCCAGACGCAUGUACAUUGAUUAUCUAAAAACACAAAAUACUUACAAGCUGCAACAACAGCGCUUACAAGCUUUAAAUCAAAGUAAAGGCACAAACAUUAUUAAUAGCGCAGUAAACGAUAUAAACAGAAAUACACCGACCUAUGCUAGCACAGCAGCUAAAUCAUAAACUUAAUUUCACUACUAAGUUAGUAUGACUAAAAAUUAUGUACUUAAUAGAAAUAGAAGAGAAUUUAUGGGUUUACUUAAAGAAAUUGUCACCUAUUCCAAAAAACACCAAAGAUGAGAAGCAAACUUUUACUUUAUAGAUUUUAGAUAACAGAGAUUAUAUUUGUUUUUUAUUUU
Molecule: messenger RNA, 4164 nt
Organism: Teleopsis dalmanni
Lineage: Eukaryota; Metazoa; Arthropoda; Insecta; Diptera; Diopsidae
Exons: 5
Coding region: 203-3988 (1261 amino acids)
Biological process (GO): regulation of autophagosome maturation; activation of GTPase activity
Cellular component (GO): autophagosome
Molecular function (GO): GTPase activator activity
Source: RefSeq, a predicted model, not a curated record